Molecule: messenger RNA, 894 nt
Organism: Meleagris gallopavo (turkey)
Lineage: Eukaryota; Metazoa; Chordata; Aves; Galliformes; Phasianidae
Source: RefSeq, a predicted model, not a curated record
GAGGACCUGGCGCUGGAGAUGGCGGCACUCCAUGACCGCGGCACCCGCAUCCUGGACAAAGGCAGGACGCAGUAUUUCGCUCUGCAUGCGAGCAGCGGCCACUUGGUGACGGCCGAGAGGAUCGACAGGGAGCAGCUGUGCCGUCUGCAGGAGAAAUGCGUGCUGCGCUGUGAGCUGAUCGUGGAGGGCGAGAUGAAGGUUUAUGCAAUCGAAGUGGAAAUCACAGACAUCAACGACAAUGCGCCCAUUUUCAGAGAGAACGAAAUGGUUCUGAGAAUGAGCGAAAUGACAGUUGUGGGGUCGAGGUUUCUUCUAUCUACGGCUCACGACCCGGACUUGGGUGCAAACUCCCUGCAGAGCUACGCGCUGAGCGGCGACGAGCACUUCUCGUUGUCGGUGCAGGCGGGAGCCGACGGCGAGAAGAGUCCCGAGCUGGUGCUGGCCAAGGCGCUGGACCGGGAGGAGGCGGCGUUUCACGAGCUGCUGCUGAGGGCGAGCGACGGCGGCGAGCCGGCGCGGACGGGCACGGCGCGCAUCCGCGUGGCUGUGCUGGACGCCAACGACAACGCGCCCGCGUUCAGCCAGGCGGUGUACACGGUGCGAGUGCCCGAGGACGUGCCCGUGGGCUCCACGCUGCUCAGCGUCACCGCCACCGAUCCCGACGAAGGAACCAACGGCGACGUGAAGUACUCACUGAGGAAAGUUACAAACAUAGCAGUGGAAUACUUCCAGCUCGAGAGGGAAACAGGAGAUAUUAUACUACUGAAGAACCUAGAUUUUGAGGAAGGCGACUUCUACGAAUUAGAAUUACAGGCACAGGAUAGCGGUGGCCUUUUCGACACGGCGAGGGUGUCGAUCUCGGUGACGGACGUGAACGACAACGCGCCCGAGAUU